AUGACAGAGUUUUAUUCUGAAACAAUCGGUCUGCCAAAGACAGAUCCACGUCUUUGGAGAUUAAGAACUGAUGAGAUAGGCCGAGAAAGUUGGGAAUACUUAACCUCUGAACAGGCCGCUAAUGAACCGCCCUCCACUUUCACGCAAUGGCUUCUUCAGGACCCUGAAUUUCCUCAUCCUCAACCAGAAAGAAAUAAACAUUCACCUAACUUUUCAGCUUUCGAUGCGUGCCAUAAUGGUGCAUCUUUUUUCAAACUGCUUCAAGAGCCUGACUCAGGCAUUUUUCCAUGCCAGUAUAAAGGACCCAUGUUCAUGACGAUUGGUUAUGUAGCUGUAAACUACAUUGCCGGUAUCCAAAUUCCAGAGCAUGAGAGAAUAGAAAUAAUCAGAUAUAUAGUUAAUACUGCACAUCCAGUUGAUGGUGGUUGGGGGUUGCACUCUGUAGACAAGUCCACUGUUUUUGGUACUGCAUUGAACUAUGUUAUCUUACGUUUGUUGGGCCUACCCAAGGACCAUCCGGUUUGCGUUAAGUCAAGAAACACUUUGUUAAGAUUGGGUGGUGCUCUUGGAUCUCCGCAUUGGGGAAAAAUUUGGCUGAGUGCAUUAAACUUGUAUAGAUGGGAAGGUGUUAAUCCUGCCCCUCCUGAAACUUGGUUACUUCCAUACUCACUGCCUAUGCAUCCAGGAAGAUGGUGGGUUCAUACUAGAGCGGUCUAUAUUCCAGUCAGUUACCUGUCCUUAGUGAAAUUUACUUGCCCAAUGACCCCUCUUCUUGAAGAAUUGAGGGAGGAAAUCUAUACCAAGCCAUUUGAUAAGAUCAAGUUUUCCAAGCAUAGAAAUACUGUGUGUGGAGUAGAUCUAUAUUACCCACACUCCAAAACUUUGAAUAUUGCAAACAACUUUGUUGUGUUUUACGAAAAAUACCUUAGAAACAGAUUUAUUUAUUCCCUUUCCAAGAGAAAGGUCUAUGAUCUGGUCAGAAAGGAAAUUCAAAAUACUGAUUCCUUGUGUAUAGCACCCGUUAACCAAGCGUUUUGUGCCCUUGUUACUCUUAUUGAAGAAGGAGUGGACUCUCAAGCCUUCAAGAAGUUCCAGUAUAGAUUCAAGGAUGCAUUGUUCCAUGGCCCACAAGGUAUGACCAUCAUGGGAACUAAUGGUGUACAAAGUUGGGAUUGUGCGUUUGCCAUUCAAUAUCUUUUUAUCGCUGGUCUAGCAGAAAGGUCGGAGUUUUACAAUACGAUUGUCUCCGCCUAUAAAUUCUUGUGUCGUGCUCAGUUUGACACUGAAUGUGUUCCCGGUAGUUUUAGAGAUAAAAGAAAAGGUGCUUGGGGCUUUUCGACCAAGACACAGGGUUACGUAGUCUCUGAUUGUACUGCAGAAGCAAUUAAGGCCAUCAUUAUGGUAAAAAACUCUCCAGUCUUCACUGAGGUACACAACAUGAUCAGUAAUGAACGUUUAUUCGAGGGGAUUGAUGUGUUAUUGAACCUACAAAAUAUUGGAUCCUUUGAAUAUGGCUCCUUUGCUACCUAUGAAAAAAUCAAGGCCCCAUUAGCUAUGGAGACAUUGAAUCCUGCUGAAGUUUUUGGUAACAUAAUGGUAGAAUACCCAUACGUGGAAUGUACUGAUUCAUCAGUCCUUGGGUUGACGUAUUUUCACAAGUAUUUUGACUAUAAAAAGGAAGAAAUACGUGCGCGCAUCAGAAUUGCUAUUGAGUUCAUUAAGAAAUCGCAACUACCAAAUGGCAGUUGGUAUGGAAGCUGGGGUAUUUGCUUCACCUAUGCAGGCAUGUUUGCGUUGGAGGCAUUGCACACAGUGGGAGAAACCUAUGAGAAUUCUUCGACUGUAAGAAAAGGUUGCGACUUUUUGGUUUCUAAACAGAUGAAAGACGGUGGUUGGGGAGAAUCCAUGAAGUCCAGCGAGUUGCACAGUUAUGUAGAUAGCGAAAAAUCGCUAGUGGUUCAAACCGCUUGGGUGCUAAUUGCUCUUCUUUUUGCUGAAUACCCAGGGAAAGAUGUCAUUGAUCGAGGUAUUGAACUUUUGAAAAAUAGACAAGAAGAGUCCGGAGAAUGGAAAUUUGAAGGUGUAGAAGGUGUUUUCAACCACUCUUGUGCAAUUGAAUACCCAAGUUAUAGAUUUUUAUUUCCCAUUAAGGCAUUAGGAAUGUACAGCAAGGCAUAUGAACAACAUGCGCUUUGA
Saccharomyces mikatae IFO 1815 is the source of this 2196-nucleotide messenger RNA. RefSeq names its product lanosterol synthase ERG7 (gene ERG7). The record is from RefSeq and is a predicted model, not a curated record. Gene Ontology annotation, biological process: triterpenoid biosynthetic process; ergosterol biosynthetic process. Lineage: Eukaryota; Fungi; Ascomycota; Saccharomycetes; Saccharomycetales; Saccharomycetaceae. Bases 1 to 2196 code for a protein of 731 amino acids. The transcript has a single exon. Gene Ontology annotation, molecular function: lanosterol synthase activity. Gene Ontology annotation, cellular component: lipid droplet.